This is a messenger RNA of Arachis ipaensis, 476 nucleotides long. RefSeq lists its product as uncharacterized. The record is from RefSeq and is a predicted model, not a curated record. NCBI's taxonomy places the organism in Eukaryota, Viridiplantae, Streptophyta, Magnoliopsida, Fabales, Fabaceae.
AGGGUCUCUUAUUAUAAGUGAGAAAGAAGCAGUAGUAGCCAGAGAAGUUUGAGUUUGAAAUUUGGAUCGUGAAAAAGAUCAGAGAAAUAAUGGGAAGAGCUCCUUGCUGUGACAAGGCAAAUGUGAAGAGAGGGCCAUGGUCACCUGAAGAAGACACAAAGCUGAAAGAGUACAUAGACAAGCAUGGAACUGGUGGAAACUGGAUCGCUCUUCCUCACAAAGCUGGUCUAAAGAGGUGUGGAAAAAGUUGUAGAUUGAGAUGGCUUAACUAUUUGAGGCCUAACAUUAAGCAUGGUGAAUUCUCAGACGAGGAAGACAGAAUAAUCUGCAGUCUUUAUGCUAAUAUUGGAAGCAGAUGGUCAAUUAUAGCAGCACAGUUGCCAGGAAGGACUGACAAUGAUAUCAAGAACUAUUGGAACACCAAGCUCAAGAAGAAGCUCAUGGCUUUGCUUCCGAGUCAUCAUCAUAAUCAACAA